UAGCCUGCACUUUUUGCCCUAGUGCGACCAAGGAAGAGAGAAGAAGAAGAAGAAAUAGUACGCUCUUUGAAUCCGUCAUUCAAAUCCGCUUCAGCUUCGAAUUCACUGAGCUCUGCUCUCGUCUACCUCCGCCAAUUCACUAUUCGAAGGCCGGAGUUGAAGAUAUCGGCAGGAUUGAAGUUUAUAUCGGUCUUUAAAAGAGAAAGGUGCGAUGGAUUUCGAUGAGUAUGACUAUUUGGAGAAGACGGUUGAGAAUCCUGAAGCGCUGACCUUGAAGGAAAAUGCAAAUGGUGGCGAGGAGACUUUGAAAUCUGGAGAGAAAGGUCGCAGCCGAAGCUCAAGGCAUAGAAGUGAUGAUAAGUAUCACGAUGGGGAGCGUCGCUCAAAACAUUCAAAAUCUGGUGAAGAUUCGCAUGACCGUGAUCAGGAAAUGGAGAGGGGGUCUUCUCGUCACCGUUCACAGUCCAGAGAUGGAGAAAGGGACCGUCACAGGAGUAGUAGGGAACAUAGAGAUAGGGAGGAUAGGGAAAAGGAGGACAGAAAUGGCAAGGAGAGAGACAGGAACAGGGACAGGGACAGGGACAGGGACAGGGACAGGGACAGGGAACAGGAUCGUAAUCGAGACAAGGAUAGGAGUGAGCGUGAGCGCGAUACUGACAAGGACAGGGUGAAGGAUAAGGAUAAGGAGAUGUCACGUCGAAGCAGGAGUCAUUUAGAAAGGCAUAUAAGUGAGCGGGAUGAAAGAGAGAAGAGUCGUGACAUAGAGCAUAAAGAAAGGGAGAAGGAGAAAGAUCUAUGCGAGCGGGAUAAAGAAAGCAGAAGAUAUAAAGAAAAAAAAGAAGAAGCGACCGAACCAGAGGCUGACCCUGAAAGAGAUCAGAGGACUGUAUUUGCUUAUCAGAUUUGUCUCAAGGCAGAUGAACGAGAUGUAUAUGAAUUCUUCUCAAGAGCUGGCAAGGUCCGCGAUGUACGUCUCAUUAUGGAUCGCAACUCAAGACGGUCCAAGGGUGUUGGGUAUAUCGAGUUCUAUGAUGCGAUGUCGGUACCCAUGGCUAUUGCACUCUCUGGUCAGCCUCUUCGUGGCCAACCAGUGAUGGUGAAGCCAUCAGAGGCUGAGAAGAAUUUGGUGCAGUCAACUUCUGUGGUUAGUGGAGCUGGUGGGAUGAUAGGUCCAUAUUCUGGUGGAGCUAGAAGGCUGUAUGUUGGUAAUCUACACACCAACAUAAAAGAAGAUGAUCUACGCCAGGUUUUUGGAGCUUUUGGUGCUGUAGAACUGGUUCAGUUACCUCUUGAUGAAGCUAACAACUGCAAAGGUUUUGGAUUUGUUCAGUUUCAACGGCUUGAAGAUGCUAGAAAUGCACUAAGUUUGAAUGGCCAACUAGAGAUUGCGGGUCGAGUAAUUAAGGUGUCGGCUGUGACUGACCAAGUUGGAAUGCAAGAUGUUGGAGCAAAUGCUGCCGAUUUUGAUGACGAUGAUGGUGGUGGUCUGUCAUUGAAUGCCCGAUCACGAGCAAUUCUUAUGCAUAAACUGGAUCGUAGUGGCAGUGGAUCAAGUCUUGCUGUCAAUAAUUCUGGUCUACCGGGUGCACCAAUCCUUGGAGCUGCACCAGGAGUGUCUUCUCUUGUUGCUCCCAUGGCCUCUGUUCCUGGUCUUGCUGGACCUGGUGUUCCAGGUCUUCAAAUUCCUACAGCUACUGUUCUUUCUGUAGAUACAAUCGGUGUUCCGAGUGAAUGCUUACUGUUGACAAAUAUGUUUGAUCCCAAAGAAAUUGAGGCCGAACCAGAUAUUGACAUGGACAUCAAAGAAGAUGUUCAGGAGGAAUGUUCAAAAUAUGGGAAUCUGAAACAUAUUUUUGUUGACAAGAAUACCGCUGGUUUUGUAUACUUGAGAUUUGAGAACUCACAAGCUGCAAUAAAUGCUAGACAAGUUCUCCAUGGACGAUGGUUUGCUGGGAAGAUGAUCACAGCAACUUUCAUGUUGCCUCAGAACUAUGAGGAUAAAUUCCCCGAGAGCCGGUAGGAUUAUGCACAUUGGGAAUGUGAAAAAGGCAUACCGGGUAUGCCUGCUAGGUUCAUUUUUCCAACAUAGGUCCACGUGGUUGUAUUACAAGAAACAUUAAGGAUGUCAGUUAAUUGAUGAGAUCUGUGUACAGUUGAAAAUUUUCGGCCAGUGCAAUUGGAAAUUACAAUUAAUGUUUGUAGACUAAUUUAUGCUCCCAUUUGUGUAAAAUUUUCCCAGAGUUUUUCAAUUAUGAAUGGGUGUUGCUCGAUUAUAAUUGCUCAAGCUGUUUGGAUAUGAUGUUACAACCUCAUUCUGAUCCUCCAGUUACAUUUCAAAUGUUGAACAAAUUGUCUUGAGGGAUUGAUCUUGCAUCAUCAUUCUCAUA
Argentina anserina (silverweed cinquefoil) is the source of this 2387-nucleotide messenger RNA. RefSeq lists its product as uncharacterized. The coding region runs from base 212 to 2020 and encodes 602 amino acids. Gene Ontology annotation, cellular component: nucleus. Gene Ontology annotation, molecular function: U1 snRNP binding; RNA binding. Gene Ontology annotation, biological process: mRNA processing. The record is from RefSeq and is a predicted model, not a curated record. Lineage: Eukaryota; Viridiplantae; Streptophyta; Magnoliopsida; Rosales; Rosaceae. The transcript has 14 exons.